Staurois parvus is the source of this 612-nucleotide messenger RNA. NCBI's taxonomy places the organism in Eukaryota, Metazoa, Chordata, Amphibia, Anura, Ranidae. The record is from the annotation of a GenBank genome assembly.
AUGCUGAGCCCGCCGGCAUCACCCGUCCCACGAGACAGGCUCAUCAACCACAUGCCCAAGUGUUACACAGCUGAAGCUUCCCUGCACUACAGAACAAAUUUUGAUGAUCAGGUGAAGAAUGUGUGCCAGCAGCGCCAUGCUGGACCCUUUGGGUUGAAAAUGGCUAAAGUUGUAAUGGUGGGAGACCUUUAUGUGGGGAAAACCAGCCUGAUCAACAGGUUUUGCAAGAAUGUCUUUGACCGUGAUUACAAAGCAACAAUUGGUGUUGAUUUUGAAAUUGAGCGGUUUGAAAUCUUGGGUGUACCAUUUAACCUCCAGAUAUGGGACACAGCUGGACAAGAGAAGUUCAAAUGCAUUGCAUCAGCAUAUUACAGAGGAGCACAAGUGAUUAUUACAGCUUUUGAUCUGGGUGACAUUCAGACCCUUGAGCACACUAGGCACUGGCUGCAGGAUGCUGUAAGAGAAAAUGAACCUGAUUCAUUCUCUGUAUACCUUGUUGGGACUAAAAAAGACACUUUGUCAGAGGCUGAGUGUGAACGGACAGAACGAGAUGCUUUGAAAUUUGCAGAGGAGAUGAAUGCGGAAUAUUGGUCUGUCUCUGCCAAAACGGGU